This is a messenger RNA of Crotalus tigris (Tiger rattlesnake), 2123 nucleotides long. RefSeq names its product ETS proto-oncogene 1, transcription factor (gene ETS1). Gene Ontology annotation, cellular component: nucleus. The transcript has 10 exons. Gene Ontology annotation, biological process: cell differentiation; regulation of transcription by RNA polymerase II. Gene Ontology annotation, molecular function: DNA-binding transcription factor activity, RNA polymerase II-specific; sequence-specific DNA binding. Lineage: Eukaryota; Metazoa; Chordata; Lepidosauria; Squamata; Viperidae. Bases 125 to 1585 code for a protein of 486 amino acids. The record is from RefSeq and is a predicted model, not a curated record.
UUAGAUCCAGUAAAGAGGAAUCCACCAGGUAUUUGGAGAGAGUCUUUAGCGAAGCGUGGAAAGAACAGCUUCUGGGCAGCAGAGAGCUCUUUCAUUUUCUUCCGACUUCUCAGGCAUCCUGGAAAUGAUGAGUUACUACAUGGAUACAACUAUUGGGAAUCCUUCUCAUUAUCCCCUGCCUCGUCCUCUGAUGAUGAGACAGGGAGAUGUCGGUUCCUACGAAGACCCCUGGAUGAGUUGUGGGUUCCAAUCCACUUGCUACCAGCAGAGGGCAAUCUGUUCCCUUUGGGAUGAGACUGCAAUCCAGGAAGUGCCCACAGGCUUAGAAUAUUACAGCACAGAUAUGGAAUGUGCAGAUGUGCCUUUGUUAACCCCAAGCAGCAAAGAAAUGAUGUCUCAGGCAUUAAAAGCCACGUUCAGUGGUUUCACAAAAGAGCAGCAACGACUGGGAAUACCCAAAGAUCCUCACCAGUGGACAGAAACUCAUGUACGGGACUGGAUUAUGUGGGCCAUGAAUGAGUUCAGUCUGAAGGAUGUGGACUUCCAGAAGUUCUGCAUGAAUGGAGCUGCCCUGUGUGCCCUAGGGAAGGACUGCUUCCUUGAAUUAGCACCAGACUUUGUAGGAGACAUUCUUUGGGAACAUCUGGAGAUGUUGCAGAAAGAAGAGAUCAAGCCAUAUCCAGCAAAUGGAAUAAAUACUGCCUAUCCAGAAUCUCGCUAUACAUCCGACUACUUCAUUAGUUAUGGCAUUGAGCAUGCCCAGUGUGUGCCUCCAUCAGAGUUUUCUGAGCCCAGCUUCAUCACAGAGUCCUAUCAGACUCUCCAUCCAAUCAGCUCUGAGGAGCUCCUGUCUCUCAAAUACGAGAAUGAGUACCCAUCAGUCAUUCUUCGCGACCCAGUGCAGAUGGACUCCUUGCCGACAGACUACUUCACAAUCAAACAGGAAGUCGUAACACCGGAUAACAUGUGCAUGGGGCGUGCCAGCCGAGGUAAACUUGGGGGCCAAGAUUCUUUUGAGAGUGUUGAGAGUUACGACAGUUGUGACCGCCUGGCCCAGUCCUGGAGCAGCCAAUCAUCCUUCCAGAGUCUCCAGCGUGUCCCUUCCUAUGAUAGCUUUGAUUCAGAGGACUAUCCUGUUCCUCUGCCCAACCACAAGCCCAAAGGCACUUUCAAGGACUAUGUACGAGAUCGAACUGACAUGAACAAGGACAAACCUGUCAUUCCUGCUGCUGCCCUGGCCGGUUACACAGGCAGUGGACCUAUUCAGUUAUGGCAAUUCUUGCUGGAACUUCUGACAGACAAAUCCUGCCAAUCAUUCAUUAGCUGGACAGGUGAUGGCUGGGAAUUUAAACUUUCUGAUCCUGAUGAGGUGGCAAGGAGAUGGGGCAAGCGGAAAAACAAGCCAAAAAUGAACUAUGAGAAGCUGAGCCGUGGAUUGCGUUACUACUAUGACAAGAACAUCAUCCACAAAACUGCAGGGAAACGCUAUGUGUAUCGUUUCGUAUGUGAUCUGCAAAGUUUGUUGGGGUACACACCUGAAGAGCUCCAUGCCAUGCUGGAUGUGAAGCCAGAUGCUGAUGAGUGAAUGGAUCCAUUUUACCAAAAUUGAACAAUCUGCAGAACAUAAGGACUUUUAUUUCUUUCUUACCCCCAAUCUUUAUUUUCCUUUAAAAAAGAAAAAAGAAAAAGCAUACUUUUUCAUUGGUUGUACUUAAGAAGGGGUAGGAUUUUAAGCUUUUGAAUGAAACUGUGACAUAGGUUGGCUGGGAGGAGAAAGAACAAAGUUUCCAAUUCCAGUUCCACCUCCAAUUCUUUUUGGAGUUGUAUUUGCAGCUGGGAUCUUAGAAGUCAGGAAAAGGACAACCGUUUUGUUCCAUCUAUUUAAUGAAUUCAUAUCAUCCCCUUUCUUCCUGGUCUUAAAAACUGACAAUCGGUGUGCUUGUAAGACAGCCUGUCUUUAACUGAUGGAGAACAGUCGUAAGUGGCAAACUAUCCUGUUUUACAGGAAAAAAUAUAUCUGAAUAACAAAGUACUGUGACCUCAGAUAAUUUUGCAUUUCAUAAAACAGGUCUCUGUUCUUCUGUUUGUCAGGGGGGACCAAAAAAAAAAAUCCUUUUUUUUUU